CUGUUGUUGACAUAUCUUGACCAUAGGGAGUGGACCUCCCCUUCUCUUCUCUGGAAUGUGACUCCAGAUAGGUGUGACGCGACGACUGAACACCAUGAGGUAUGGCAAUAAAUAUCGCGCGUCAAGCCCUGCGCUGGGCAGUUGCGACUUUCAUAAAUGAACGAUCCGCGGUGACAGGUACGGAAAAUGCAGUGGACGUGGACUCUUAUCGCGGCGCUAGCAACAGCCACCUCAGCUUUGCCUCAUGAAACGCGCAAGGAUACCUGGGGCAAACUCCGGUCAAACAUCAAACAUGUGGUCUACUUGAUGAUGGAGAACCACUCCUUCUCCAACAUCGCCGGAUAUUGGGACUUCCAUCCAGACAUCGACAACCUGCGCAAGAGAGACUACUGUAAUGAUUACACCAACCCCAAAUGGACGGUCUGGGAAGAACCUCUACAGAUAUGUGCGGCCCCGUACGAAACAGAAGUGCCCCUUGAAGACCCUGAUCAUGAAUUUGCUGGUGUGACAUAUCAGAUUUAUCGGAAAUGGAAUGUAACCAAUGACGAUGUUCCCAACAUGGGAGGCUUUAUUGAGCGUCAAUCGGAGAAAUACGACGCUCCUCCAGGAGAAUCGGCGUUUGUCAUCAAGGCAUAUGACCAGAAGAAAUCGUCCACUCUGGCUGAGAUAGCGCAAAACUUUGCGUUCUGGGACUCCUAUUUUGCGGAACACCCAGGGCCAACCAACCCGAACCGUCAAUUUGCUACGUCGGGCUCAACUUGUGGGUUUGUGGAUAAUACAGGGCAAGCAGCAGGGUUUUUCAAUAAUGUAACGGGGACUACUUGUGCGACUUCGAUUUUUGAAGCACUUAGUAACAAGAACAUCAGCUGGAAGAAUUACUAUGAGACGGAUAUUAUCGAUGCAUGGAUGUACAAGUGGGUCCAAGACAAUGCUGUCGACCAUCUUGCCCAUGCUAGCGAUUUCUAUCGUGAUCUAGAAGAAGGCGCAUUGCCAACCUUCUCCUAUAUCAACCCCGAGUGCUGCACGAUCGAUUCAAUGCAUCCCAAGAGCAAUAUGGCAGCUGGGGAGCAAAUGAUCAAGCACCUAUAUGACGCGGUUCGGAGAUCCAAAUAUUGGGAUAAUGUUUUGAUCAUACUUAACUUUGAUGAGCACGGGGGCUUUGCGGACUACGUCCCACCGCCUGUAAAUGUUCCCCAGCCUGAAGAUGGCAUCGCAUUCGACGGUGAAUCAGAAGGCCAUGCGGUCACAUAUGACUUCACUCGUCUUGGUAUCCGGGUCCCUUCCUUUGUUAUAUCCCCAUACAUCGAACCCAACACCUUAAUCCACGACGAAGGCACCAUGUACACUAGCAAUUCGGCGUACACCCACACCUCCAUGCUCCACUUCCUGCAGGAACUCUGGGAGUUAGAGGGACUCAAUAAUCGUGUGCAGUGGGCCAAGACCUUCGAGCAUGUAUUCACCGACACCAAACGCAAGGAUACGCCGGAGACUCUCAGCACACCGAUAUGGUACGGCAACAGCUGGGAACCGAAGCCCGAGCCGUUUUACCUCCUGAAUCAAGAUGAGAGCUACUACUCCAAACGGCCAUGAGAUUUGACAAUAUAAG
Messenger RNA from Aspergillus alliaceus, 1606 nucleotides. RefSeq names its product phosphoesterase. Gene Ontology annotation, molecular function: hydrolase activity, acting on ester bonds. Gene Ontology annotation, biological process: phospholipid catabolic process. Lineage: Eukaryota; Fungi; Ascomycota; Eurotiomycetes; Eurotiales; Aspergillaceae. The record is from RefSeq and is a predicted model, not a curated record. The transcript is spliced from 7 exons. The coding region runs from base 187 to 1590 and encodes 467 amino acids.